Molecule: messenger RNA, 1623 nt
Organism: Trichoplusia ni (cabbage looper)
Lineage: Eukaryota; Metazoa; Arthropoda; Insecta; Lepidoptera; Noctuidae
Gene: Or-18
Product: odorant receptor 30a-like
Exons: 5
Coding region: 338-1540 (400 amino acids)
Biological process (GO): sensory perception of smell; detection of chemical stimulus involved in sensory perception of smell
Cellular component (GO): plasma membrane
Molecular function (GO): olfactory receptor activity; odorant binding
Source: RefSeq, a predicted model, not a curated record
UAAGCUUUAAGAUUAUCAGAGGAAUUAUAUGGAGAAGUCCAUGUUAGCAUGUUCUGGUACGAGUAAAUUGCAAUUAUAUUCUGUUCUACGAAUAGUUCUCAGACAAAAUUUGCUUAAGUUUCAUAUUCACGAACAUAUUAUUGUAUAUGGAUAUGUUGUGAAAAACUUUAACUUUACUUUAAAUCUGCAAAAACCUCAACAAAGAGAAUUUCUUUCCAUUUGUACCGGAUAUAUUUUUUUAAAGUCUGAACAGAUAUUUUAUAUUAACCAAAAUGGAUAUUAAACCCACGAAUUCAUCAAUUUAAUGUAUUAAGGAUUAAAUUUUUUUAGAACAUUAAUGUAUCCACCACCUAACGGGAUUAUACGCUCUUUACAAAAAACUACCUUAGUCAUUUGCAAAAUGGCCGCCUCAAUACUAGAACGUUUUUACAUGAUAGACGAUGGCUUCUUUACUUUCAAUCUCAAGUACCUUUUCUUCGUAGGAUUAUGGCCUGAAAAGUACCUCACCAAGUACCAAAAAUUUCUGUACAAAAUUUACGAAAUCUUCUUACAUUUUCUUACUGUAGUGUUCCUUGUUAUAACUGGGAUUGGAACGUACCAACACAAGGAUGAUAUUACAAUCGUUCUGUGUAAUAUCGAUAAAAGUUUGGUCAUAUACAAUUUCUUUUUCAAGACAAUCAUAUUUUGUAUCAAGAGGGAUCAGUUGAGAGAUCUCAUUGAUGAAAUCGAGAGGUCUGGAGAUGGAGUUACGGAAGAGAAAAAGAAGUUGAUGGCGAAAUAUGUUGUGUUCCUAACUCUGAUUUCUGCUGCAGUGAUCUGCGCCUUUAGUCUAGUAGCUCUUUUUGAAGGGAAAAUGUCGAUUGAGACCUGGAUGCCUUUCGAUCCUACAGUCAAUAUGAUGAGUUUGAUAACUUCCCUACAGAUUCUGGCGAUAAUUAUAUUUCCUGCUUUGUGUAGAGCAUUUGCCAUGCAAGGGUUGGUGUGCAGUAUGUUGAUGUAUUUAUGCGAUCAAUUGAUUCACUUACAAAGCGAUUUGAGGGGCUUGAAGUAUUCGAAGGAAAGUGAUACGUCGACGAGGAUGAAAUUUCGAAAAAUAAUUAAGAAACAUAUUCGAUUGAUGGGAUAUUCAAAAUCAAUGGAAAUGAUAUUCAACCAAUACUUUCUGAUCCAAAACCUGGCGGUGACUGUUGAAUUGUGUUUGAACGCUGUGAUGGUGACAGUCGUUGGUGUCGAACAAAUGAGUCUAUUAAUUACCUUCGUUGUGUAUCUCGCUAUUGCUCUUAUCAAUGCUUACAUAUACUGCUACUUAGGAAACGAGCUCAUUAUUCAAAGUCAAGGCAUAGCUCUAGCAGCCUACGAGUCUACGUGGACGUCUUGGCCAGCGGACUUGCAGAAAAACCUUCUGAUUAUGAUCAACGCUUCUCAGAGACCUUUGAAACUUAGCGCGGGAGGAAUGGCUCUAUUAUCUAUACAGACCUUUAGUCAGGCUCUCUACAACGGAUAUUCAAUCUUCGCCGUCCUUAACGAUGUUGUCAAUUAAAUACGAUUGUGUCGCUUUGAUUUACAUAUUUAAUUGUUUUCUGCUUCGUAGAAAUGUUCGUAAAUUGUUUUGAGGAAAAUUGC